AUGUUCUCCCUCCGGACUGCACGCCCUGCGCAGUCUGUCCUGCGAAGCGUCGCCAGCUCUUCGUCAUGCCUCUCUCGCGCCUCAGGAGGCGUUAGAUGCAUGGCUACCGUCCAGUCGGAUAUCUUCAAGCCAACCAAGUAUGGCGGCAAAUAUACAGUAACGUUGAUCCCUGGUGAUGGUAUUGGUGUGGAAGUUGCGGAGUCCGUCAAGACCAUUUUCAAGGCCGACAACGUCCCCAUCGAGUGGGAGCAGGUUGAUGUCAGUGGUGUUGACUCUGGAAACAAGCACUCCGAGGACCUCUUCAGGGAGUCGAUCGCAUCUCUGCGCCGAAACAAGCUCGGACUUAAGGGAAUCCUACACACCCCCAUUGAAAGAUCCGGCCACCAGUCUUUCAACGUUGCCCUUAGACAGGAAUUGGACAUCUAUGCCUCUAUCGUCUUGAUCAAGAACAUCCCCGGCUACCAGACCCGCCACGACAAUGUCGAUCUCUGCAUCAUCCGUGAAAACACCGAAGGUGAAUACUCUGGCCUAGAGCACCAGCCUGUCAACGGAGUUGUCGAAUCCCUCAAAAUCAUCACCCGUGCCAAAUCAGAGCGCAUUGCUAAGUUCGCAUUCAGCUUUGCUCUUGCCAACAACCGCAAGAAGGUCACCUAUGUUGCCGUUUUCGAGCCCGGCUGCCGUCACGUCGGUCUUGAUAUUCAGGGUAAGGACCAGGCUAACCCAACUGCCUUGAUCCUCUCUGGUUCCAUGCUCCUCCGUCACCUCGGAUUAGACGACCACGCCAACCGCAUCUCCAAGGCUGUCUACGACGUCAUCGGUGAAGGUGCCGUUCGCACUCGUGACAUGGGUGGCCGUGCCACUACCCACGAGUUCACCCGAGCCGUCCUCGACAAGAUGGAGGCCCAGCUCUAA
Messenger RNA from Arthroderma uncinatum, 912 nucleotides. RefSeq names its product isocitrate dehydrogenase subunit 1. The transcript has 6 exons. Gene Ontology annotation, biological process: tricarboxylic acid cycle; isocitrate metabolic process. The record is from RefSeq and is a predicted model, not a curated record. Lineage: Eukaryota; Fungi; Ascomycota; Eurotiomycetes; Onygenales; Arthrodermataceae. Gene Ontology annotation, molecular function: isocitrate dehydrogenase (NAD+) activity. The coding region runs from base 1 to 912 and encodes 303 amino acids. Gene Ontology annotation, cellular component: mitochondrion.